AUGUUCGACGCUAGAUUAAUCCAAGCAAGCCUCUUCAAGAAGAUAUUGGAGUCGAUUAAGGACCUCGUAGAGUCUGCCAACUUUGACUGCAGCCCUUCUGGAAUCUCACUGCAGGCAAUGGACUCUGCCCGUGUUACCUUGAUCAACCUGUUGCUCCGUAAUGACGGUUUCGACAACUUCAGCUGCGACCGCUCCAUCUCCCUCGGUCUGUCCAUCGGUGCCUUGUCCAAGGUGUUGAAGUGUGCCGGCAAUGACGAUACACUCACCCUGAAGGCUCGUGAUGAGCCAGAUACCCUCACUCUCGUCUUUGAGAGUCCAAAGCACGACAGAGUCAGUGACUUUGAGAUCAAGUUGUUGGAGCUGGACCAGGACCAGUACGGAAUCAAGGAUUCUGGUUACUCUGUCACCAUCAAGAUGCCAUCUACUGAGUUGCAGCGCAUCUGCAGAGAUCUGUCUGCUCUCGGUGAGGUCGUCACCAUCUCUGCCACCAAGGAGGGCGUCAAGUUCUCUACCACCGGUGAGGUCGGCUCUGGUAACAUUACCGUGCGCCCAACCUCUGACACCUCUGUCCCCGCCGAUGAGUCCACCACCAUCGACUCCAAGGAGCCAGUCACCUUGAACGUCGCCCUCAAGUUCCUCGGUUACUUCACCAAGGCCACACCAUUGUCCCCAAUCGUCACCAUCAAGAUGAGUGAGGGUGCCCCAGUCGUCGUAGAGUACACCAUCGAGGAGCUCGGCUACCUGAGCUUCUUCCUUGCUCCAAAGCUCGGUGAUUAA
This is a messenger RNA of Acytostelium subglobosum LB1, 777 nucleotides long. RefSeq lists its product as hypothetical. Bases 1 to 777 code for a protein of 258 amino acids. The transcript is spliced from 2 exons. Lineage: Eukaryota; Evosea; Eumycetozoa; Acytosteliales; Acytosteliaceae. Gene Ontology annotation, molecular function: DNA polymerase processivity factor activity; DNA binding. Gene Ontology annotation, biological process: leading strand elongation; translesion synthesis; mismatch repair. Gene Ontology annotation, cellular component: PCNA complex. The record is from RefSeq and is a predicted model, not a curated record.